Messenger RNA from Talaromyces atroroseus, 1206 nucleotides. RefSeq lists its product as hypothetical. Bases 1 to 1206 code for a protein of 401 amino acids. The record is from RefSeq and is a predicted model, not a curated record. The transcript has a single exon. Lineage: Eukaryota; Fungi; Ascomycota; Eurotiomycetes; Eurotiales; Trichocomaceae.
AUGUCGACCGUGAGAUACUUCAACGAUGUUCCCCAUAUCGUCCGAUAUGGCAUGCGCGAUGAUGAAGAAGAGCGCUGUUGGAUACUUUUCUGGCGAAAUGGGACUCAAUUCGAGAUCCAUGUCGACAAACAAGAUGUACACGGCACAGCAUUCUAUUCUGCUUGGCGACCCAUGUUACGAGAGGGACUAAAGGAAGGUGAAACAAUGAAGGAUCACCUAGAGAAUCAGUGGAAUCCUUUCUGUGAUCUCAUCAUAUCCCAUUCCAUGGCCACACUGCAAAGACUAGCGCCAGUCGGGCCUUAUUGGAUCACCCUGAGCGACUACUUUCAUACUCCGAGCUAUGACCUGAAACUCGUUACCGACAGAGAGUCCGGUAACGUCUACGGGAAAGUUACGAAUGGCCCGAAAGAACAGGCUGCAUACGGGUUCCAGACUAUAUCCGCUGCGGCGUUCAGAAACAUGCCAAAAGACAUUCCACAUUAUGCGAGCAGCGAUCUGGUGGUCGUUGACAGGGCUGAGAACUGGAAGGUACCUCCACGCAAAGUGCGCACAGUUGACGGUCACGUCUAUUUCUUCAAAGCCUGCGAACGGAGUUCUACUAGUCUCGAAACUGGUGAAGUGACCAAUGCGGCUCUGAACAGCAUAGAAGUCUGCUUGAAAUUGUUCAAAUACUCGCAAGUGUCGCACAGUGCAUGGGCUGCUGAAAGGCCUACAGUGCUAGGUAUUGUUACAGAUACAUCUGCGGCACCCUCUGGAUCUGCAUCGGAGUACCAAGUAGCACCCGAACAUGCAGUACAGGCAUCUCAGCAUGAAGCAGGAAUGACCGAGACUCUAGUGGCUGGCAUUCUGCUCCCGCCAAUUCCCCGCGGUCAGACCUUAGCAGAAGUCACUGAGCAGGUCGAGAGGAUGACACUGGACACGGCCAUCGACCAAAGCCGACUUUGGAAAUCUCAAAUCGAAAAGGAAGUCGCACUGAUGCAUUCCCUGGGUAUUUACUGGGGAGGACGAGAGGAUUGGUUCUAUAUUAACCAACAUACGAUAUUGGUAGAUGCCAAAGGCCAAGCAUCGCUGGACCUAGGGGUGGCCUCCUCAGUUAAUGGUUCGGUGAGCGAAGGAUUGGCCACGAGAGGCUUCGCUAUGGAUACCAAGGCGGUUGACGCUGUAUUCGAGGAGUGGUUACCAACAGAGUUAUCGAACCGAAAGUGA